Messenger RNA from Linepithema humile (Argentine ant), 1235 nucleotides. NCBI's taxonomy places the organism in Eukaryota, Metazoa, Arthropoda, Insecta, Hymenoptera, Formicidae. The record is from RefSeq and is a predicted model, not a curated record.
UGAUAUAAUCAUAUGGAUAUACAUACAGGGAUAAGACAAAGUCAUAUACUAGAAUCUUUAUGAAAGACAGAGUAGAAUUAUUUUAGUUUUUCUAUUGAUAAAUCGGAAAGUCAUGAUCGAUGACAUCACACCAGCAAGCGUAUAAAUACGCGUAUAACUCUCGAUAACAGUUGGACUUGUCUCGGCUUGUGGUGAGAAGUACAUAGCGGUCUAGCUAUGCUUUCGCAUAAUUUACUUAUUAACACCGGGAACAUACUCUCCCUGAGUGAAGCCAGGCAGAAAGCGAGCCAAAAUUCCACAGAUGAGUUGAUUGAGACAUUAAAAAUUAUCUUAAAUGACAAACAAAGCAAGGGAGAUGGUACAACAGUUAUUAAUGGAAAGGAGGAUACAAGUUUACAGGAUGUGGAUAGAAAAGACUUAAAGGUUACUGUUAAAAUAUUUAUCUCUUCGCCUAAUGUUGAUUCGUUAAAAGAAGCAUUGGACCAAGCAUUUAAAGCAUUACAUACGAAUACUAUAGAGUCUUUAGUGAUAGCUUACAAAAGUAUUGAAAAUCCAGAAGAUAUGUUGUCAUCGUUAAAAUGUAUAUGGUCUGUAAUAGAAGAUUAUAUAAAAGUUGACAAAUUAUCAAGUGUUGGAUUAAGUGACAUAAAUACAAAUACAUUCAUUGAAUUGUUUCAGUGGGCCAAUAUAAAGCCAAAUAUUGUACAAAUUAAUUUAGCCACAUGUUGUGUGGUACCACCAGCAUUGCAAGCAUUUACUAAGGAAAAUGAUAUUCAGUUGCUAACCCACAGUGAUCCAUGUCAAAUCCUGCCUCAAGAAGUACUAGAAGAUAUAUUUGGUAGCGCUGCUCAUUUGCAUUGGCUGAUAAGAUAUCAGAUACAUUUAAAAUGUCGUGGUAUUUUAUCAUCAAAAGGAUAUUUACUGCAUAUUAAUAAGUCAAAUAUUAAUCCUUAACAUUGCUAGUAGGAAACUAACACGAUGCGAAUGUGGAACUGUCCAGUAGUGUUGGGUAUAAGCGAUCGUUAGAAUUGAAAUGUGGAAGCCAAAGUAUUAAGAGAAAUGAAUGUGUCAUAUAAUAUUACGGUAUUAUUAUUAAGACAGUGAAUGCAUUUUCAACUUUUUUUAAACGCAAAUAAGUAAUAGUAACGUUGAGAAUAAAAACGAGUUAUGCGAAUACAUGGAUCAAUAUAUGUGAGUAUAUGUACAUGCAAAUUAUAUUAUGUACGAAAUGACAA